AUGCUUCGUCUUUCAACUCGGUCUGUCUCAGGCCCAGCACGAGGCCAUGUCUGCAUCUCCUGUCUAGCCGUCCGAUCCAGCGCGCCAGCCAAAUUCCGCCAACUACAUACCACACCUCCCACUCUUUCCAAACAUAAGACUGCUAAGACCAGCAAGCAAUGGAAGAAGAACUUUGAGGAUCCGGACGCGAAAUCAAAGCAUCGGAAAUAUGAGCGGAAAGGAAACUCCAAAAAAUCGGAAUCUGACGGGGAUAAAUCGACCAAAAAUCGAGAUGCCGAUGCCGAGGCGACUGAACAAAAUCGACUCGAACAAAUCCAGACUUCUAAUGAGCAGGUUUUGGCCGCAUCGAAUAUCCCCGUGCUCGAAGGAGACACCCCGUCCAUGAGCCCAGCGGCCAAGGCCAGGAGGGAGACUGCUGGAGAAGAUAAGGCACUCCUCAAACACAUUGGGAAAAAUAUCGAGAAUAAGUACACUGGAUCCAUCAACUCAACAAGCCAGCAGGUGAAACCACUUGAUGUCCCCACGGCGCCUGUUCCCGGUCUUUCUUUCGGACUCGAUCGAGUCCUGUUCAACCCUGGUGUCUACCACCUACGGGAUCCUCGUUCUCGCGUCUACAAUUUCGACCCUUAUCUCGGUUCGAUCAUGCCCGUCACCGAAUUCGAUUUCAACACGUUGAAGGAUUAUAUUACGUCUUCUAAGGAUGAUACUCUCCGCGAGGUCGCCGUCAAGGCGAACAAGAAGUAUAUUGGGUCUUCUUCCAGUAUGACCUCGGUCCUGUCCCACUUCCAUUAUCUUCUCUCUGCUUGGAGAGAAAUCGAUGUCCGCACCGUCUCCCAGGGAUUUCCGGAAAAGAUGCGCAGCUUUACUCGCCUGCUUCGAUCACCCGCCGCCAUGUUCCUCCAUUACCAGGAUGGUACUUAUGCAAUUGAUGCAGACAAGGAGUUUGAUUCGGCCAAUAUUCUGAUGAAUCUUGGAAAAUCCAUGGAGAAGCUUCUCACUCUGCCAAAGGAAGAAUUCGAGCGUUAUCGACGCUCGCAUGAGAACAAGAUUUCUGCCGAGGAGGAGGAAUUAAUUCCAGAAGCUUACCACUACUCUACAUACGGGGACUUUGUCAUGCGCUCGCAGCUGGACGCUUACGACCCCCGCCUACCCGGAACCGGCAUGUUCGAUUUGAAGACACGAGCCGUUGUCUCCAUUCGCAUGGACGCAAAGAACUUCGAGCAGGGCCUUGGAUAUGAGAUCAAGGACCGAUACGGAGCUUUUGAGUCCUACGAGCGUGAAUUCUACGACAUGAUCCGCGCCGCUUUCCUCAAAUACUCGCUGCAAGUGCGUAUUGGUCGCAUGGACGGCAUCUUCGUUGCAUUCCACAAUAUUGAGCGCAUUUUCGGAUUCCAGUACGUGAGCUUGCCAGAGAUGGACCAGGCUCUGCACGGCCAGUCUGACACCGCUCUGGGCGACACCGAAUUCCAGCUCAGUCUGGGAAUGUGGAAUGAGGUGUUGAACAAAGCCACAGAGAAGUUCCCCAAACAGUCUCUACGCUUCCAUUUCGAUUCGCGCGACACCGUCACGCCUUUCAUGUAUAUCUUUGUGGAGCCCGUGACCCAAGAUGAGAUCCACGCCAUCCAGAACAAGAACAAGGAUGAGAUCGAGGAGUACCAGAACCGUCUUCUGAACCUUAUCCCGAAGGAGGAGGAAGUUUCGCUCGAGCCUGGUCUCCGAACCCCUGAACCCGAUGUUGUUGAAGAGUCCCAACAGCCAGAGGAAAACGAAGCAGACAUUGCCUCCGGCAUCUACGACUCAUCCCUACCCCGGGACGAAACCUUCAACACUGAACAAACCGAGGCACUCGAGCCAAAGGGUCCCCUGCUUGCAUACUGCCUGACAGCCAAAAACCUCGUCAAUGGCAAGCCUGUGAAGAGGCCAGAGAACUUCACCUCCGCAGAUCUGUGGACUGUCGACUGGGAGUUGAACGAGCUGAGCGAUAAGCAAGGACGACACCUGUACAACAUGUGCCAAACGCGGCGCCGAGGCGAGGAGGAAAUUAAUGAGCAAAACAACUUCUACCUCCGCAAUUUGCAGAAACUCGCACGCCAGGGACGCAAGUACCGCGCGAAGGAGAAUAAGCGCGAUCAAGAAGAGGGUAUUGUGGUGUUGGGUGGUGAGGUGUAA
This is a messenger RNA of Penicillium manginii, 2169 nucleotides long. RefSeq names its product Pet127 family protein. Bases 1 to 2169 code for a protein of 722 amino acids. The transcript has 5 exons. Gene Ontology annotation, biological process: mitochondrial RNA 5'-end processing. The record is from RefSeq and is a predicted model, not a curated record. Gene Ontology annotation, cellular component: mitochondrion; mitochondrial envelope. Lineage: Eukaryota; Fungi; Ascomycota; Eurotiomycetes; Eurotiales; Aspergillaceae.